Cylicocyclus nassatus is the source of this 396-nucleotide messenger RNA. NCBI's taxonomy places the organism in Eukaryota, Metazoa, Nematoda, Chromadorea, Rhabditida, Strongylidae. The record is from the annotation of a GenBank genome assembly.
AGACAUGGGUCCUUACGACAUGCUCUGGAUCUGUAUUUACUAUGUCAUAUCGUCGUUCGAUACGGUUUUCGAAAUCAUUUGCAUGGCUGCUGUGUUCUCCUCGCUGAGCGCGUUACUUGGAUUUGGGGACGAAGAGCGACAUCCACCGUGCUUGUGCCCGCAAGUUUACGUCAGGAUUAUUAGCAUGACCGUGGGACAUCUUUUUUCAGCAGUACUACUCGCAUGGACGAUAAAUCGGGACGAAGAACGUGCGCAGCACAAUCCACCGCGAUGCACAUGUCCGCAUGUCGCAAGUGAUUCGCCGCGGUUCUGUGUAGCGAUGCGAAAGCAUAAUGAUGAAGACGACGAAGACGGUGAAGACAAGCAUGGCGAUCAUGACUGAUCGAUUUUGCAGCG